Messenger RNA from Fusarium tjaetaba, 861 nucleotides. Its product is annotated as RTM1. NCBI's taxonomy places the organism in Eukaryota, Fungi, Ascomycota, Sordariomycetes, Hypocreales, Nectriaceae. Gene Ontology annotation, cellular component: membrane. The record is from RefSeq and is a predicted model, not a curated record. Bases 1 to 861 code for a protein of 286 amino acids. The transcript is spliced from 3 exons.
AUGAACAUGUUCACACGUUCUGACGAUGGAGCGGAGGAUUUCAGACUCUAUCAUUAUGACCCAACAGUGGUCGGUGCUGUUAUAUUCACCAUCCUGUUUCUAGCCACAACUCUCCUCCAUUCAUGGCAACUUUUCCGAGGACGAUCUUGGUUCGUCAUUCCACUGACCCUCGGUGGUCUUUUUCAAGUUAUUGGAUACGCCGCGAGAGCAAAGUCUGGUAAUGAGAGCCCCAAUUGGACCCUCGGCCCUUAUAUCAUACAAAGCAUUCUCCUCCUCGUAGCCCCUGCGCUUUAUGCUGCAACGAUUUAUAUGGAGCUUGGUAGAAUUGUUCUGAUGAUAGAUGGUGAAGGCCGUGUUUUGAUCUCCAAGAAGUGGAUGACCAAGGUCUUUGUUACUGGAGAUGUGCUAUCAUUUAUCCUGCAGGCAGGAGGCGGUGGCUAUCAGUCGUCUGGUACAAUCGACGCUCUCAGAGCCGGAGCCAAAAUCAUCAUCGGCGGUCUCUUCGUCCAACUCCUCUUCUUCGGCGUUUUCAUUGUCAUUGCGAUCGCUUUUCAUCGCGCAAUCAGCGCCAACCCGACUGCCCGCUCCUCAAGCGGUAUUCCAUGGCAGAAGCACAUGCUUGCUCUGUACAUUGGAAGUUUCCUUAUCAUGGUGCGGUCUAUCUUCAGGGCCGUGGAGUAUCUGCAGGGCUUCGACGGCUACCUGCUCAAACACGAGGCCUACCUGUACAUCUUUGAUGCCUGUCUCAUGUUCUUUGUCAUGAUCCUGUUCAACUAUUUCCAUCCAUCUGAAAUUACUGAGAUCUUGAAUGGAAGGGGUGCUGGUAAGAGCUACAGCAUGCAUGCGUUUACCGAGGUUUAG